Messenger RNA from Spizellomyces punctatus DAOM BR117, 2225 nucleotides. Its product is annotated as squalene monooxygenase. Gene Ontology annotation, cellular component: endoplasmic reticulum; membrane. Gene Ontology annotation, biological process: ergosterol biosynthetic process. The record is from RefSeq and is a predicted model, not a curated record. Lineage: Eukaryota; Fungi; Chytridiomycota; Chytridiomycetes; Spizellomycetales; Spizellomycetaceae. The coding region runs from base 479 to 2128 and encodes 549 amino acids. Gene Ontology annotation, molecular function: squalene monooxygenase activity; flavin adenine dinucleotide binding. The transcript has 12 exons.
GAAAGAUAACACCUCAACGCGUCCUGUUAGACGCGUCCUCCUCGUGCAUCGGGAACUGGACAAGCAUUGCGAGCUCUGCCAAUCUUUUUUACAUGCUCAUGACUGGCUGACUGGCAUAUAACACACUACAAAUAGGUUCAACCACAGUAUAUUUUCUGUCCACAAGCACUAUGCUGUACAUGGUGGAGAAAGGAGAACUCUCCUUCUGCUUGUAGAUUAUUAGUUACUCAUCCUGCAUCCAACUGGGGCAACGUUGACAGAUAGUCUGCAUUCUUGCAUUCCUGCUCAUAAUGACACAUACCAACCAGAAGCCAUAAUUUCGCCAUCAUCAGGCCAUCAAGCAAAGGACGCGGUCAACCCACCAGACGCGUUGAACAUCCGAUGGCAUUGGGACGACGUGGGCGCUAGCAACUUUCCAAGUUUUUGAGAGUGCGGAAAAACACAUGAUUGACUAGCAGCGGCUUGCGUCUUGGAGCCGAUGAAGAGAUUUUCAUAUAUCCGUGGCGCAUCAUCCUUGACUUUCCUACCACACUGUGCUGCUGUACCAGAGAAAUACAUUAUAUAUAUAGGUCGUUCCCCUUGUCUCCUUUUCCUCUGUGCUGGGCACCUUACUCUACACGUUCCGUCCUACUUUCAAUUGGAUUACCAUUUCCCAAUGUGUCAGGUUCCGGCACCUCAACUGCUGCAACCAGAUAGCGGACAUGCAAGAGAAAAUGCGAUAAAGUCCGAGUACGAGGUUAUCAUCAUCGGAGGAGGCAUCCUGGGUGCGUCUCUGGCGGCAGCAUUAGGCCGUGAUGGACGAGACGUCCUUCUUAUCGAACGAGAUUGGAGCGAGCCCGAUCGAAUUGUUGGUGAAUUGUUGCAGCCGGGCGGUGUGAAAGCAUUGCGCGAGUUGGGUCUAGAAGAUUGCCUCGAAAACAUCGAUGCCAUUCCAUGUCGUGGUUACGCAGUCUUCUAUCCACCAGACAAAGUGAUUCUCCCUUACCCCUCAGACAAACUUCCUAAUGAAGGUCGAUCAUUCCAUCACGGCCGUUUUGUGAUGAAUCUGCGAAAAGCGGCAAAAGCUUCCCCAAAUGUGACGCCUGUUGAGGGAACAGCAUCAGUCCUCAUUUCUUGCCCUGUAACGGAGCAAGUGAUUGGUGUGACUUACACAACGAAGACUAAAGAUGGGCAAGUGUUAUCCAAUAACGUAUAUGCGCCACUGACAGUUGUGGCCGACGGAUGCUUCUCCAAAUUUAGGAAGCAGAUCAUCGACAAGGACGUUACAUGCACAUCAAAUUUCGUCGGUUUCAUACUAGAAAACUGCGUCCUCCCACAUCCGAACCAUGGUCAUGUUGUCCUCGCCCAACCAUCCCCGAUCCUUCUCUAUCAGAUUGGUCGCAACGAAACCCGUAUCCUGGUAGAUAUCCCUGGAAAAUUGCCUAGUAUCUCAAACGGUGACCUAAAACGCUAUAUGGAGGACAAAAUCAUGUCACAAUUACCCAAAUCUGUCCAACCAUCCUUCCACGCAUCACUCCAAACUUCCCGUCUCCGUUCCAUGCCAAAUAGUUUCCUUCCGCCUACCACCAACCGCCGCUCCGGGUUGAUCCUUCUCGGCGAUGCAAUGAACAUGCGACAUCCGCUCACAGGGGGUGGGAUGACUGUGGCAUUGUGGGAUGUAGUCCACACACGGAAUUUGUUGGCAAAGAAGGAGGUCCCAGAAUUGAAUGACACUAUUGUAGUUAGAAGGAAGUUGGAGAUGCUACAUUGGAAGAGAAAACCCUUGGCGAGCGUUGUGAAUAUCUUGGCGCAGGCGCUGUAUGCUUUGUUUUCUGCUGGCAAUGAUCCACAUAUGAAAUCCCUUCAACUGGCGUGCUUUGGAUACUUCCAGCUCGGUGGUCGCUGCGUCUCCACCCCCGUUGGACUCUUGGGCGGGAUCUUGCCUGAACCACAAACCCUUGUGGGCCAUUUCUUUGCGGUAGCCUUCUACGGCGUUUAUUUAAUCCUUACCAAUCAGAUUAAUCCCCACGAAAAACGGAAACAGUCGGCGUUGGUGGAGUUCCCCAAGAAUCUUUGGAAGAGCGUCAUGGCAAUAUACACGGCUUGUGUGGUUAUUCUUCCAGUGAUAGCGACGGAGUUGAAGAGUUAACAUAUAUUUAAUCAGUAGAGAGUGAUGGAGGUAGAUUAUUAAUGUUUAUGUAUAAUGAGGUUUAAAGAUAUGGACAUUCUCCAUGAGGCUCUGGAUA